AUGGAUGUUCUCUAUUCAUUAUUGGAUGUUGAUAAUCAACGGCUUGAUAUGAUAGUACAAGAAAAAACAUUCACUAAUACUCUCAAUUUUGUAUUAACAAUGAUAACCGAUGAUGUUUUGUCGAUUGCUGAUUCAAUACUUGAUCGAUUUUGCAUUAGUAUACUUCCAAAAAUUAAUUAUAAUGUUAAAUCACUUAUUCUUGAAUCAGAAUCUAUGGAACGUAUUCUUCUUGCUACUGAUUAUCCUAAUCUAACUGAACUUAAACUCUACAAUGUUAACGAUCAUAUUGUUUCACGUUAUUUUAGAGAUGAGUCACCAUUUCGUCGUAUUUUUCAAGAACAAAUUACCGAUCUUAUUCUUGUAUAUAACAGAGAUACUGGCAUGCUACUAAUGAAUCCUAACACAAAAUAUGUGUAUGAAUAUACACUGAAACUUUUUGAAAAUCUAAAACAUUUCACUGUAAUUGGAUGUGUUCAACUUUUAUCUAUUCAUGAUAUAGCUUCGACUACAUGGUUAUCAUUAAAUCUUAACAAAUUAUGUGUUGAUGUUUGUGGCUUUGAAGAUUGUCUUGCUUUACUUGAUGGUCGUCUCAAACAAUUGACUACAUUUAUUGUUAACAUUGAUUGUCCGGAAGAUGAUUUGUCAACUAUUUACAAUAUAGAUGAUCUACCUAAUAUGAAAUGUUUCUCAUUAACAUCUCGUUGUUCAACUAGUGAAUAUGAUACUCGAGUUUUGCCUCUUCUUCAUCGUAUGAGAAAACUUGAAGAAUUAACUUUGAAUAUUAUUAACGACGAACGAACUACAUUUAUCGAUGGUACUCAAAUUAAUGAUAAAAUUCUUGUACAUAUGCCAUGUCUUCGUAAAUUUAUUUUUCAUAUCAGUGUUGAAGUUGAAUUACAUCAUUUAACUCAUUAUUCAUCGAAUGAAGAUAUUCAACGAACUUUUAUCAACAUAGGAUAUCAACAAAAAACUGACUCAAUCGGUAAAAAUAAAGAUUCAAAAUAA
Messenger RNA from Rotaria sp. Silwood1, 1005 nucleotides. The record is from the annotation of a GenBank genome assembly. NCBI's taxonomy places the organism in Eukaryota, Metazoa, Rotifera, Eurotatoria, Philodinida, Philodinidae.